UCUUGUAUUAUUUAGAUGAUUAAUUAUUCAAUUCAAAAACGCUGAUCACUUUCUCUCUCCUCACUUGUGUAGUUUCUCUCUUUCUCUUUCUCUCUCUUUCUUCAUCCUUUGUCUCGUUGUUUCUUCUCAAUCUGCAAGGCGCAUCAACAUUUUCGUUAUUCAGCUUCGUCUUCUUCCGCUUCUUCUUCUUUUCGUCCUUUUAAAGCACACUCUUUUUGCCGUCUUCGACAUGGACGGCGCCAUUCACAUUCGGUUUUAGAAGAGUAAAUUGGGGAUAAGGGUAGGGGACGUUUGAUUGUUCCCUAGAGGCAAAGAAUCUUAGCUUUUUCUUCUUGGUGGGGUAUGUGUCAACUGUGAAAAAGCUGCCUUGAGCUGAAAUCAGGGUAGAAUGACGAAAGGGAGGAUCAGGGCAAGGAUCCGCAGGAGCCACCUUUAUACAUUUGGUUGCCUUCGGCCACAGACCACUGAGGAAGGAGGGCCUCAUCCUCUCCAGCUCCAUGGUCCCGGGUAUUCGCGAACUGUGUAUUGCAACCAGCCACUAAUUCAUGAGAAGAAAUCCCUAUUUUACUGCAACAAUAACAUAUCAACUACCAAGUACAAUGUCCUCACAUUCUUGCCUAAGGCACUCUUUGAGCAAUUCCGAAGGGUGGCUAACAUAUACUUCCUUUUGGCUGCUUGCCUCUCAGCCUCUCCAAUUUCACCUUUCAGCCCUCUGAGCAUGAUUGCUCCUCUGGCAUUUGUUGUGGGUCUUAGUAUGGCGAAGGAAGCAUUGGAGGAUUCCCGCAGGUUCCUUCAGGAUGUCAAGGUUAAUAACCGGAAAGUUAGUGUCCAUAAAAGUAAUGGUGAGUUUGUCCCCAGGUCUUGGCAGAGAGUUAUGGUUGGGGAUGUUGUAAAAGUAGAGAAGGACCAAUUUUUUCCAGCAGACUUGCUUCUACUGUCAUCAAGUUAUGAGGAUGGGAUAUGUUAUGUGGAAACAAUGAAUUUGGACGGCGAAACCAACUUGAAGGUGAAGAGAUCUUUGGAGGCAACCCUGUCUCUGGAUAAUGAUGGAGCCUUUUGGGAUUUCUCAGGAACAAUACAUUGUGAAGACCCAAAUCCCAAUCUCUAUAGCUUUGUUGGCAACUUUGAGUAUGAACGUCAGGUUUAUCCUCUUGAUCCUAGUCAAAUUCUCCUUCGCGAUUCAAAGCUUAGGAAUACUGAUUAUAUCUAUGGGGUGGUCAUUUUCACUGGUCAUGAUAGCAAAGUCAUGCAGAAUUCUACAAAAUCCCCGUCAAAAAGGAGCACAAUAGAGAAAAAGAUGGAUCAUAUAAUAUACACUCUCUUCACCGUCCUCAUAUUGAUUUCAUUUAUUAGUUCAAUAGGAUUUGUUGUGAAGACCAAGUUCCAAGUCCCAAAGUGGUGGUAUCUGCAGCCGGAUAACAUCGAAUACCAGUAUGAUCCUAAGAAGAUUAUGUUGGCUGGGAUGAGCCAUUUGAUUACUGCACUGAUUCUUUAUGGAUAUUUGAUACCUAUCUCACUUUAUGUUUCAAUUGAGAUUGUGAAGGUAUUACAAGCGUCUUUCAUUAACCAAGACAUUCAAAUGUAUGAUGAAGAAACUGGGACACCAGCUGAUGCACGGACAUCAAAUUUAAAUGAAGAAUUGGGUCAGGUAGACACUAUCCUCUCUGAUAAGACUGGAACUUUAACCUGCAAUCAGAUGGACUUUUUGAAGUGCUCCAUUGCUGGUACUUCUUAUGGUGUACGCUCCAGUGAAGUUGAACUUGCUGCUGCAAAGCAGAUGGCUUCUGAUAUGGAGGAGCAGGAUACGGAAUCAGAUCUCUCUAAUUUCCCCAUGAUUAAGGGUAGAGUUCCACGACAAAAUGUUAGAAGAGCAGAAGAAAUUGAACUUGAGACUGUUGUAACUUCCAAAGGAGAUGAGGAUAAAAGGCCUGCAAUAAAGGGGUUUGGUUUUGAAGACAGCCGCCUCAUGAAUGGUAACUGGUUGAAAGAUCCCAAAGCAGAUAUCAUGCUAUUGUUUUUCCGGAUAUUAUCAGUUUGCCAUACUGCCAUUCCUGAGGUGAAUGAGGAGACUGGCAUUUGUACAUAUGAAGCUGAGUCACCCGAUGAAGGGGCUUUUCUUGUAGCAGCAAGAGAAUUUGGUUUUGAGUUUUUUAGAAGAACUCAAUCGACUGUUGUUGUACGUGAAAAGUUUUCUGCCUCAGGAGGAGUGGUUGAAAGGGAGUAUAAAAUAUUGAAUUUGCUAGAUUUUACUAGCAAAAGAAAGCGAAUGUCCGUGAUUGUUCGUGAUGAGGAGGGAAACAUUAUUCUUUUCUGCAAAGGAGCAGACAGCAUUAUAUUUGAUCGAUUGUCAGAGAAUGGAAAAAUGUAUUUGGAGGCUACUACUAGGCACCUUAAUGAAUAUGGAGAAAAUGGUUUGCGAACACUUGCUCUUGCUUACAAAAGGCUUAAUGAGCAAGAGUACACUGAGUGGAACAAUGAGUUUCAUAAAGCCAGGACUGCUGUUGGGACUGACAGAGAGGCAUUGCUUGAGGAGGUAUCGGAUCUUAUGGAAAGGGAGUUGAUUCUUAUUGGUGCAACUGCUGUGGAAGAUAAACUGCAGAAAGGGGUGCCUCAGUGUAUUGAUAAACUUGCUCAAGCUGGUCUCAAGAUCUGGGUAUUGACAGGAGAUAAGAUGGAAACUGCAAUCAACAUUGGUUUUGCUUGUAGUUUGCUUCGACAGGGCAUGAAGCAAAUCUGUAUUACUCUGGAUUCAGAUGCAGUAACCAAUGAUCGCCUAGAGGUGGUCAAGGGCAACAUCUUGAAUCAAAUCACCAAUGCCGCACAAAUGAUAAAUAUGGAGAAGGAUCCCCAUGCUGCAUUUGCAUUAAUUAUUGAUGGGAAAACUCUAACAUAUGCUUUAGAAGAUGACAUGAAGCAUCAGUUUUUGGGAUUAGCUGUUGACUGUGCAUCUGUCAUUUGCUGUCGUGUGUCUCCCAAGCAAAAGGCAUUGGUGACAAGGUUAGUGAAAGAAGGAACUGGAAAGACCACCUUAGCAAUAGGCGAUGGUGCCAAUGAUGUUGGUAUGAUUCAAGAAGCAGAUAUUGGUGUGGGAAUCAGUGGGGUUGAAGGUAUGCAGGCUGUGAUGGCUAGUGACUUUUCUAUUGCUCAAUUUCGGUUCUUGGAGAGGCUUCUGGUUAUCCAUGGACACUGGUGUUACAAGAGAAUUGCACAAAUGAUAUGCUAUUUCUUCUACAAAAAUAUAGCAUUUGGGCUCACCAUAUUCUAUUUUGAGGCCUUUGCGGGAUUCUCUGGUCAAUCGGUUUAUGAUGACUGGUACAUGAUAUUGUUCAAUGUUGUUCUCACAUCAUUGCCUGUCAUCUCACUUGGAGUUUUUGAACAAGAUGUUCCAUCAGAAGUUUGCUUACAGUUUCCUGCACUAUAUCAACAAGGACCCAAAAAUUUGUUCUUUGACUGGUAUAGAAUAUUGGGAUGGAUGGGCAAUGGUCUCUAUUCGUCUCUCAUUAUUUUCUUCCUAGUUAUAAUCAUCUUCUAUGAUCAAGCAUUCCGGAUAAAUGGCCAAACUGCGGAUAUGGCUGCCGUCGGUACAACAAUGUUCACUUGCAUCAUCUGCGCUGUCAACUGUCAGAUUGCGUUGACAAUGAGCCAUUUCACAUGGAUCCAACACCUCUUUGUGUGGGGUAGCAUAGCCACAUGGUACCUCUUUCUCUUGCUAUAUGGCGUGCUUCCUCCGAAAUAUUCCAAGACUGCCUACCAGAUAUUGAUUGAAGUUCUUGCUCCGGCUCCUAUUUAUUGGACAGCAACACUUCUGGUAACAGUUGCAUGCAUUCUUCCUUAUCUUGCCCACAUAUCCUUCCAAAGAUGUUUUAAUCCCAUGGAUCAUCACAUCAUCCAAGAAAUCAAGUACUACAAGAAGGAUAUCGAAGAUCGACACAUGUGGACGAGGGAGAGCUCCAAGGCGAGACAAGAAACGAAGAUCGGAUUCACGGCAAGAGUGGAAGCCAAGAUUAGACAAUUGAAAGGGAGGCUGCAGAAGAAGCAAUCUGCAUUGGGGGUUCCAUCACCAACUUACACAUAAUAAUAUAUAAUUUUAAUAGUUUUUCAAUUCUUUUCAGGCUCUGCGGGGUUGGGUUCUUUAGUUUUUGCUCUUAGCCUCAUUCAAAUUCUUUACAUGUUUGCAUUGUUUGCUUCAAGGGGGGAAUGGAGCCGUUUUGUAUGUAACAUAUUUAUGUAGAAGAAACAGUCAACAUGUUAGUGAAUUGCAUUCUGAGUGAUCAACCUGUAAUUCUCCCCAAAUGUUUCAAGUCGUCUUGAAGAAAUGAAGCUAAGUAGUGAUCCAUUAUGGCAGAGUAAAUUUAGGAAUAUAUUAGGUCCAACAUAUUAAUGUACCAAAAUGUACUCCCUUCUCAUCUAAUCUAAUUCUUAUUCUUAUA
Arachis ipaensis is the source of this 4430-nucleotide messenger RNA. Its product is annotated as putative phospholipid-transporting ATPase 4. Lineage: Eukaryota; Viridiplantae; Streptophyta; Magnoliopsida; Fabales; Fabaceae. Gene Ontology annotation, biological process: phospholipid translocation. The record is from RefSeq and is a predicted model, not a curated record. Gene Ontology annotation, molecular function: ATPase-coupled intramembrane lipid carrier activity; magnesium ion binding; ATP hydrolysis activity. Gene Ontology annotation, cellular component: plasma membrane.